UUUUUUUUAGUUAUUACCUAUCCAGAUUUUUUGAAUGGGCUCGGGGCGUGGCCGAACACACAGGCAAGGCUCUCCAUCUUGCCGGUGUAGUAGCCCGAGCCAGACGACCAGACCUAACCACGCGACGCGAGUUCCAGACCUCCAGGGAGCCGAGGCUGCCGCCGCCGCCCGCCGGCGACUCCCCUGCAGUCCCCUGCUCGGCUGCUCCCCUCCCCUGACUCCGGCGCUCCCAUCCAGUCCCCUGCAGGCUGCAGCCCUGCUCGCCUGGCUCGCCUGCUCUGCUUCUCCAGCCGGGCGCGGGGCGCCGCGCGCCGGCUCUGCUCCGGCCCUGCUCCAUCCUCCAGUCCUGCCGGCCUCUCCCGCCUCCCGGUCUCCCCCGCGCAACUGCUGCCCCGACUGCAGCCGAGAAAUAAAAGAUGAAUAGAUUUUAUUCAUCGGUGGCCGCAACGGAAGUGUCUACACCCACAACUGAUCAAGGGGCUGCCUGAGAGGGCUGAAGUACUGCUAAUGAUUUGGUACUCUUUUUUUAUAACGUACCGUUUGUAGUUUUUAUCACGUACAUGAAGACACUGUUUAGUUGUAUCUUUAUAAGCAUUGAGUUUAAAUUUUAAA
Triticum aestivum (bread wheat) is the source of this 612-nucleotide messenger RNA. RefSeq lists its product as uncharacterized. The coding region runs from base 35 to 424 and encodes 129 amino acids. The transcript has 2 exons. The record is from RefSeq and is a predicted model, not a curated record. NCBI's taxonomy places the organism in Eukaryota, Viridiplantae, Streptophyta, Magnoliopsida, Poales, Poaceae.